Geodia barretti is the source of this 1566-nucleotide messenger RNA. Lineage: Eukaryota; Metazoa; Porifera; Demospongiae; Tetractinellida; Geodiidae. The record is from the annotation of a GenBank genome assembly.
GGGUCACUUUUCAGAGAGAGUGAUUUUGCAUUUCUACUUGAUGGACUUGUUCCAAUACGACGAACAAAUGUUGUGUGUGCUGGCAACGAGGACUCCCUGUCAGAGUGCUCCUUCAAUGGAGCCGAUGGAGACCCAACCUGCACUCAUAGAGAUGAUGUCAUCAUUAUGUGUGCAACUCAGAGUGAGUGUAAUGAGGGAGAUGUUCGGCUGGUAGACGGCCAAACAUCAACUGACGGACGAGUGGAAGUAUGUCUUGAAGGGUUUUGGGGCUCAGUGUGUGAUGACAGAUGGGACUCCAGAGAUGCUCAAGUCGUGUGUCGGCAAUUGAAUUUCAAUGGACGUAAGUUUCUCUUGAGUGGUGCAUCAUCGUAUCCACUGCUGAAUUUUGGAGCUAACCAAUCGUCCACCAUUCACCUGGAUGAUGUUCACUGUAUAGGAUCUGAGGAGAGAAUCACUGAUUGUAGCCACAGUGGAAUAGGGAUCAACAAUUGCCGUGCGGGCACCGAAGAAGCUGGAGUCAUAUGCACAAGUAUGUGCUAUCAAGGGGAGGGGGAGCAACUGACCAAUAACACAACAUGUGAGGAUGGGACAGUCCACCUGGUGGGAGGAGACGACGUGUCCAGAGGGAGAGUUGAGUACUGCUAUCAGGGAGCCUGGUACUCUGUGUGUGCCAGUGACUGGGAUGACAGUGGGUUGGAGGCACAAGUUAUCUGCGGAAAUCUGGGCUAUCGACUUGAAUCUACUGUAGUGAACUACAGGCGAGGUAAUAGUCCAAUUCUACCAUUCAGUAUCAGCUGCAGUAUAGGUGACAGUGAGCUUGAUGACUGUGCUAAGACUGCACUUGAUACCAGCCAGUGUCCACAUGUGGCAGGAGUCAACUGUGAAGGCAAGAAUGUGGAAACAGAAGAUGAGAGUGAGAAAACAUGUUUCUCCAAAACACAUGUUGUUGCCAUAUCCAUUGGGAGCACACUAGUUGGAUGUGUUUUAGCAUCAACUACCACCGCAGUUGUGUUUGUGGUGGUUGGACUCUGCCGUAGACACAAGACAUCCAUAAAAUCCUCUUUUCCCAUUGAAGUGGCUACCCUCCAGACAAGAAAUUCUGCAGUGUAUGAUGAGGUGGUUCUUCCUCCAGCCAACCCUUCCUCCAUCAUUCCAACUGAACCCAACACAGCCUACGUCACUAACACAGUGUCUCAGACUCGUCCCAUCACCACCGAACCUAAUGUAGCUUAUGCUGUUCACUCAUCUCAGCAUAUGGCAUUCCAACUGGAAUUCAACAUAAAACGGACUCUGGCAGAUAUAACCAAAAAUUGCAGUUGUGGUUUCAGAGCAUCACAGAUCGACCACGGAGAGGUUAGCUGCCGCAGCAUAGCUGAUGGUCAUGUGUCUACAGAGCUGCUGGAGGUGAUGAAGGACUGGAUGGCCAAUGACGGGACAUUCCUGUACACCUAUCAUGGGAACAUGAGACUGGGACUGGACCAAGACUGUCCUCUGGAGAUUGCCUCCUUCUCCCAGCCAGAGUUCAGAAAUAACCAUUUCAAGACUGAAAUGAGAAUAGAGUUAUGA